Messenger RNA from Strongylus vulgaris, 539 nucleotides. Lineage: Eukaryota; Metazoa; Nematoda; Chromadorea; Rhabditida; Strongylidae. The record is from the annotation of a GenBank genome assembly.
AUGCUUGCUUUUCUUGAAAUAACGACAUCUAUUGGCGAUGGUGAUUCUGAUGGAGAUAACAGCCUUUGUCGCGCACUGUCCGACGUAUCCGUGGUGGACUCAUGUGAAGUUCCAAGAGAGUCAAGUGGUAUCCCAUUACUUCGAAAUACUCAUUGCCAAAUUUGCAACAAACCCUACCCUAUGAUUGGCGUUUUGAAACCAGACGAUGCCGAACAUCGCUGCAGAUUGUGUAUGCUAUCUGUCUGUCAGCAAUGCUCGGGUCAUCGCUAUCAUACCACGGAAGAUGAUGGAAAGGGGGUACAACGUCGGAUGUGUGAUCGAUGUUAUCAAAAGAUGAUUCCUGCUGAAGCGGACGAAGACAUUGAACUGCAGGUUCGUUUUCUUCGAAAGGAUCUCUCGGAUUAUCAGCUUAUCUCCAAUUUUUUAAUACUAAAAUGCGUUCUAAACGUUUGCAAUAUCCCAAUUUUUUCUCUGAAUAUGUCCUGUUGUUCAGGUGAGGCUUUGCAAACUGGUUUAGCAGUUUGUCGCAAACACUGACU